AUGCUUGUUUCUCUCUCUCUCUCUCUCUCUCUCUCUCUCUCUCUCUCUCUCUCUCUCUGUCCAUCCAGCAUUAUCUCUUUCCUCUACCUCCUCACAUUUCCAUUCUUUCUUCUUUCCUAUUUUUCUCUUACUGUAUUUCCUCUCUUAUUGUCAACUCUCCAUUUUCAUCUCACACUCUCGUCUUCUCUUCCUCUUUUCUUUCUACAUUUUCUCCCUUCGUUUCACUACUUCUGUUUCUGUUUUCCCUUUCUUUCGAUAGAUCUUUCCAUCUUUUUAUUACUCAUGGAACACUUGAAUCCAGUAUUAAUCUUUUUUCUUCCUGUUAGCUACUAUAAUUUUUUUCAUUCCUUUCAUCUAAACUUCGUUCUAAUACUCUUUCCCUCCCAUUUUCAUCAACGAAUUACUUUUAUCUCUCUCUCUCUCCCUCCCUCUCCCUCUCUCUCUCAGAAAUUCCGAUUCAUUUACUUUUCUCUUGAUUUUCUUUUACUUCUCCGUAUAAGUUUUCGUCUUUGUCUUUUUCUUUUUCUUCUCUUUUUGCUGUUUCGUUAUUUCUACUGUUUCUCUUCCUCCGCAUCCACCUUCUCUCUCUCUCUCUCUCUCUCUCUCUCUCUCUCUCUCUCUCUCUCUCUCUCUCUCUCUCUCUCUCUCUCGUGA
Acanthosepion pharaonis is the source of this 654-nucleotide messenger RNA. Lineage: Eukaryota; Metazoa; Mollusca; Cephalopoda; Sepiida; Sepiidae. The record is from the annotation of a GenBank genome assembly.